AUGGAGCGGCUAUUAGCAGAACAAGAAGACGUUCUCUAUCAGAUUGCGAGGACGGUCGACAACUUCAAGAAGUUGGGGCAAGGCAAUUUUACUACAUCCGUCACGCGGAACCGGAUGUCCAUUUUGGAGAAGCAGUGGACUCAGUGCCAAAAGCUACAUGCGGACCUCAAGGCGGCAGUCAAGCCAGCGGAGCGAGAUGAAUGGCCGUAUUUCAGUGAGGAGCAAUUUCGGAAGGCGACAGAGGACUACUACGAAGCGUCUGACUAUCUGAGCGAAGUAUUAGAGAGGUUGACGAGACCUACCGCUCAUGUAACCGCAAGUAGUACUUUAGAUUUAAGCUCGGGUCCGCCAAGCUCAAUCCCGUUGCCGCGAAUAGAGCUUCCUAAGUUUUCCGGUCAGUAUACGGAGUGGGUCAAUUUUUGGGAUAUUUUUGAGUCGAUUGUGAUAAAAAAUGAAGGCCUCACAAACGUGCAGCGUCUGCAUUAUUUAAAGUCGAGUCUGACUGGCGAGGCUCGCAUUGUUAUUAAAAAUAUUUCCGUUACCGACGCGAAUUAUGAGCUAGCAUGGGGAGCCGUGAAAGAACGGUACGAAAAUACCCGCGCGAUUGUUUCUUCUUAUCUGAAUACUAUCCUAGAAGCUACUCCGAUGAAGGCUGAUUCCGUCUCCGAAUUGAAACGCGUGCAUGAUAGUAUUAAUGAUGCGGUCCUUGCGUUACGUAGUCUCGAGAGAAAUUGCGUCGAUGAUUUCGUGGUUGCCAUCCUGUCCAGGAAACUUGAUGUGAAUACCCGCACUCAGUGGGAAGUCAGCUUGGGCAAUAAACGAGAGCCAGCUUCCUUUAACGAACUGAGCACAUUUCUUGUUGGCAGAAUGCUGGCUCUGAAUGCAGCGGGAGAUACUCGCAGUUCAAAUAAUAGUAAAACAAAUCGCUCAGCAGCCACCAAGUCGUUGACGGCUGCCAUCUCUAAUGUUAAAUGUUUAUACUGUGCGGGCUCGCACCUUUUGUUUCAAUGCGCUCAGUUUAAAUCCUUAUCCACGGAGCAGAGAAAGAAUGUUGCGCGGCAGCACCGUUGCUGCUAUAAUUGUUUGACCAAAGGCCAUUAUCCGCGCGACUGUAAAUCGCGGGGCCGCUGUGCACGUUGCCAACGCAAACAUCAUACGUUUCUGCAUGACGACGAUAUCAGCGGGGGACAAACGACAAUGGGUGCUCCUGCUAUAGCGAGCACAUCCAGUGUAAACACAGUAAAUGACGCCCCCUCUAAAUCAAGUCUUUCAGCAAGGGUAACAACUCCUUCACAUUCCCUCCUGGUCAAAGGUACUGUACUACUCGCAACUGUACGAAUCUCUGUACGUACUGAUGGAGCUCGUUGUAUAAACCUUCGAGGCAUAAUUGAUACGGGCGCUGAGGCUACAUUUAUCACUGAAAGGGCUGUUCAAGCCUUAAAAGCAAAGCGUAUUAAAGUAUAUUACACUAUCACUGGCAUGGGUGAUCUACAGGCUGGGGUCGUUACUCAUGCAGUUAAGCUCCAUUUAAGUGCGGGUAUACAGUCGAGUACUACAGUUACAGUGAUCGCGUUUAUCUUCCCUGUACUUACUUCUUAUGCUCCAAGAAGUCCUGUUGAUUUACUUGCGCAUCCUCAUUUGCAGAAUUUAAAAUUUGCGGAUUCUGAUCCAUUCAGUGAUGACCCUAUCGAUUUACUGAUAGGACUUGACUAUUAUAAGGCCGUAACAAUGGAUGGAUCCCGCCGAGGACCGAGCUCUGAUCUCAUGGCGAAACCUACUAUCUUUGGCUGGGUUGUCUUCGGCCCGUGCAACGACACUUCUGAAGGAAACCCUCAGUCGGUGUCCUCGUUACGCUGCUCUAUUUCUCCUGGAACGGAUGCGCUUAUGAGGCAGUUUUGGGAGAUAGAGGAAGUCUCGGUUUCUAAUCCCCUCACUGAAGAGGAAGUCGAGUGCGAAAGGCACUUCGCAUCUACACAUUCUCGUUUGCCAAGCGGACGCUAUCAGGUACGCUUACCUUUUCGGACCUAUUACUUGAAUAAGGUCGGUCGCUCCUUUCACGUCGCUUCUGGUGCCUUUGAUAGGUUAGAGCGACGUCUAGCUCGCGAUAGUGCAUUGUCUGCCAGCUAUCGUGGCUUUCUUUCUGAGUAUGAGCAAAUGGGUCACAUGACCCGUGUAAACCCGAACGAGGUCAUUAAUAAUAAUUCGUUAUAUCUGCCUCACCAUCCAGUGGUGAAGGCGAGUAGCAGUACUUCCCCUGUACGGGUUGUAUUCAACGCCUCGAGUCCCAUGGACAACGGGUAUUCAUUAAAUGAUCUGUUGCUUACUGGACCUAAGUUGCAGUCAGAUCUUUGCUCUAUCAUUAUGCGCUGGCGAACUCAUCGCUUCGUUUUCGUCGCUGACGUCGCAAAGAUGUUUAGACAAAUUAUGAUUCAUCCGUUAGAUACUGACUUUCAGAGGAUAUUGUGGCGUCCUAGUUCAAGCCAGCCGAUCCAUCAUUACCGUUUAAUCACCGUCACGUACGGUACCGCCUCGGCGCCUUAUUUAUCCAUGUGCGUCCUGCGACAAUUAUGCGAGGACGAGGGAUCUGCAUUCCCGCUGGCUGUGUCUAUACUCAAUAAUUCCAUCUAUGUAGAUGACGUGUUGUUUGGGGCAGACAGUGUGUCCGCCAUACAAUCCACACGUCAGCAGUUGAAUGCCUUGUUAUUGAAAGGAGGUUUUCACCUUCUGUCGGAUCGACUGGAGGACAAUAGUGUCGAAUUUGACGAGGACUCCUCCUUCAAGGAACAAAUUCCGGAGUUUCCGGUGAUCUCGAAACGUACCGUGCUAUCCGCCAUUUCGCGAUUCUUUGAUCCACUGGGUUGGAUUGCCCCUGUGGUAAUCACCGCUAAAAUUUUCAUGCAGGAACUAUGGCUGCGUAAGGUCGAUUGGGAUAGCCCGCUCUCGAGUGAUCUAGAGGAACGAUGGACUGAGUAUUCUCACAGUCUGACAGAUCUCAAAGAGAUUUCGAUCCCAAGGUGGACGAAUCAAAGCAACUCCGAUCUGAGUAUCGAGUUGCAUGGAUUUGCGGAUGCUUCAACACGGGCCUAUGCGGCCGUUGUAUACAUUCGCAUUAUUCACACUCAAAGCAGCUUUGGAGUAACCCUCUUAGCCUGUAAAUCUAAGGUCGCUCCUAUUAAAACAAUUAGCGUUCCCAGGUUCCCAGGGUAUCAGAAAUCCAGACAAGCUUACCGCAAGCUCAGUGGCUAUUUGUCGGGUCUAAAGAAAAUCCCGCAGACUGUGCGCGGCAUCAGCGUUCAGGAGUUGAAGUUGCACUCGUUGUGGUGGAGUGGGCCUCAAUGGCUGCAGUCACCCUCGACUGUGUGGUCGGAACAUCCCUCCUCCCUUCGAUCGGACGGAAACAUGGAACGACGUAGCGUUCCAGUUUAUUUAGCUCAGCGGGGCGCGGCAGGGUGGGAUCUUUCCGAGCAAGUUUCCAGUUGGCCUAAGUUGUUGCGGAUCACGGCCUAUUGCCUAUUGUUCGUUCAUAAGGUUCGACAGCGCCUUAGAAGGGCGGAUAGUGAUCAAUUAGGUACAUUAUAUGUGUUGAGUGACGCUAUCAGACAGGCUCGUAGUUUUUGGAUUGCGUACGUACAAAAGAUUAACUUUUCGAAUGAGAUCCAGGCAAUAAAACGUGGUGAGGGCCCGUCUAAAUCUAGUCCCUUGAAAAAUCUAAACCCGUUUUUGGACACGAAGGAUAACCUUCGUGUCGGGGGACGUCUCUGCCGGGCGUCCCUCUCUUACGAUGAGAGACAUCCCAUCAUACUACCGAGGCAUCGCAUAUCGGAGCUGAUUGUUGCGCAGGCACACGAUCGAACGCUUCACGGUGGGACACAGUUGACGUUAGGAGUUUUACGCCAACAGUACUGGAUUCUAAAUGCUAGAAACCUUGUAAAACAUCACAUUCACAGGUGUGUUGUUUGUGUCCGCCACAGAGCUAUUCCGAUAUUGCAGCAAAUGGGUGAUCUGCCGGACGUUCGAAUAAACCCUUCUCGUCCGUUUCAACAUACCGGCGUAGACUAUGCCGGUCCUUUUCAUGUCCUUCCGAUAGUAGGACGUGGCCAGCGGACACACAAGGCUUAUGUGGUUGUGUUCGUUUGUUUGGCCACUACUUGGAACUGGCCAAUGAUUAUACCAGCGAUGGGUUUUUGGCCGCAUUUAGAAGAUUCACCUCUCGGUGCCGAAAAGGAAUUGCGCAAUGCGUUCAGAGCUCUGUCGCGUGAUCCUGAUCUCGUCGCGUAUUUAGCCUCCGACGGCAUCACUUGGAGAUUUAUACCGCCCUCCGCCCCACAUUUUGGAGGAAUGUGGGAAGCGGGCGUAAAGUCCGUUAAGCACCAUUUACGGCGUGUAAUUGGUGCUCACACGCUUUCAAAUGAGGAGUUCACUACAUUACUAACUCAAGUGGAGUCAUGUCUAAAUUCUAGACUUAUAGCUCCCUUGUCCGAUGAUCCCUCCGAUCUCUCACCUUUGACUCCUGCCCAUUUCUUAAUAGGUACCUCGCUGAUUGCGACGCCUGAGGAGUCCGUAUUGGAUUUGAGGGAAACGCGACUCAAUCGUUGGCAGCGUGUACAGCGGAUGCACGAGCAGUUUUGGCGGAUAUGGCCGCGAGAUUAUCUCCACACGUUACAGCAGCGCUAUAAGUGGCGUCAGAAAUCGACUAGUUUGAAAGUCGAUGAUCUAGUAUCAGUUCAAAACCCGUUGCUACCGCCGACGAAAUGGGAGCUUGGGAGAGUAGUAAAAAUCUAUCCUGACCCUCAAGGUCUCGUUAGGGUAGUGGAUGUAAGGACGCUUUCGAACACAAGAAGGCGUGCCGUAAACCGGCUAUUUCAUUGCGUCGUUAUUAAUUUGUAUUAUUGUUUAGCUUUAUCAACUAAUAUUACUACACUAAGUUCUAUUAGGCGUGAUGCUUGGUCUCCCGGGUACAUCAUCGUUUCGUACUAUCAGUACGAGGCGAGCGGCAUGUUUGGGAACAGCGUAAUACGCGAAAGCGUGUCACCCGCUACAUGCGAGCGAUCGAUAUCGAUCCUUUAUCACGCGAGGGCACCACCUUACGACGGUGUCCUGCGCAAGCCCCCUCUGGGCGUCCUGGAGCGCUCGAGCGGAAGCAGGCGUUUUUGCCUCUCAGAUAGAGAUUCACAAGACUCCUAA
This is a messenger RNA of Solenopsis invicta (red fire ant), 5184 nucleotides long. RefSeq lists its product as uncharacterized. Gene Ontology annotation, molecular function: aspartic-type endopeptidase activity; zinc ion binding; nucleic acid binding. NCBI's taxonomy places the organism in Eukaryota, Metazoa, Arthropoda, Insecta, Hymenoptera, Formicidae. The transcript has 6 exons. The record is from RefSeq and is a predicted model, not a curated record. Gene Ontology annotation, biological process: proteolysis. Bases 1 to 5184 code for a protein of 1727 amino acids.